Molecule: messenger RNA, 1369 nt
Organism: Vitis riparia (riverbank grape)
Lineage: Eukaryota; Viridiplantae; Streptophyta; Magnoliopsida; Vitales; Vitaceae
Product: protein AGENET DOMAIN (AGD)-CONTAINING P1
Exons: 4
Coding region: 114-1004 (296 amino acids)
Source: RefSeq, a predicted model, not a curated record
AUAUGCAAAUGGGGGAUUGAAGAGUCAUUUGAUUUUUAUGAACAACCCCGAAGUGGGUACUGGCAAGAAAGUUUCGAGUUCCACGGCAGAAACCCUUGACUCCAAAUUCCCCAAUGGAUUAUUUCAAGAAGGGAGCGGAGAUUGAGAUUAGCAGCGACGAAGAUGGCUUCCGAGGCGCCUGGUUUGCCGGAACGGUGGUCAAACCGCCGGCAAAGAAGAAAAACAAAACCCUAGUGGUUGUCGAGUACAAAACCAUAAUGGCUGACGAAUCUGGAGCGAAUCCGCUGAGAGAGACCAUGGAUGUGUUGCAGUUGAGGCCCCCGCCGCCUCGAGAGCGCUCUAGAACCUUCCAGAUCAGCGAGGAGGUCGACGCGUAUUACAAUGAUGGGUGGUGGGAGGGUGUGAUCACCGAAGCUCAUGAAAAUUCGCGGUUCGCAGUGUUCUUCAGGACUUCCCGGGAGCAGUUGGAGUUUUCUGAGAACGACUUGAGGCUUCAUCGCGAAUGGAUUAAUGGGAACUGGGUUCCGCCAUUGGAAGAAGAGAAAGUUAAAACAGAAGAGAAGUCAGCAGUUGAUGUUAGCAGUGUGUUUAGUGAAGGGACACUGGUUGAGGUCAGCAGUGAUGAAGAUGGUUUUCAGGGUGCCUGGUUUGCUGCAACUAUUGUUAAAGCAAUAGGGAAGGACAAACUCAUGAUUGAGUACAAAAGCCUAAGGACCGAUGAUGAUACUGAUUUUUUGAGAGAAGAGGUUGACGCUUUGCACAUUAGGCCUUAUCCUCCAGAAACUGUAGUGGUUGACCGUUUCAAUCUGCUUGAAGAGGUCGAUGCUUUGUACAAUGAUGGAUGGUGGGUGGGCGUGAUUUCCAAAGUUCUUAGUCAAUCAUGUUACAUAGUCUAUUUCAGGAGCACCAAUGAAGAAAUGAAGUUUGACCACUCUGAUUUAAGGCUUCAUCAAGAUUGGAUUGAUGGCAAAUGGGUUCAGGCUUCCCAGGCUCUGGAGUUGUGAUUAUUGAAGAAGUGCAAGAGGCUUGUUCAUACUGCAGAAUCAGCAUAUUUUUCAUCUUGAGUUUGAUUGUUUAUUGCCUUUGAUUUGAGGGCCUUUUGUGUUAAGGUGGCAGCAUAAUAUGUGUGCCUCCUCUGAUUUGAAUUUCAGAUUUCUCCAGUUCUCCUAUCAGACAAGCUGUCUAGUGGCCUUUAUAUCCAUACAGUUAGGCAUUCUUAUGGAUUUCCUUUUUGUAAUUGUGGAGUCUCUUUAUUGCAACCCUUACCACUUCACAAUUAUUACAGCUAUAACUUUUCAUGUAAUUAUUUCUAGUUCAUACAUAUACAUAGACAUUGUUUAUGAGAUCAAGUGUUGAGUUUUUCUCCUUA